This is a messenger RNA of Exserohilum turcica Et28A, 466 nucleotides long. RefSeq lists its product as uncharacterized. The record is from RefSeq and is a predicted model, not a curated record. NCBI's taxonomy places the organism in Eukaryota, Fungi, Ascomycota, Dothideomycetes, Pleosporales, Pleosporaceae. The transcript has 4 exons. The coding region runs from base 77 to 466 and encodes 129 amino acids.
UUUGUGCAUACUCGAACCAUCGCUCUACAGUCUCAUUCGGGGCGAGAUAUUGAAAGCAAGGUGGCAGGGAGACAAGAUGACUGCAAAUAAGAAACGCCUAUAUAUUGCGCUGUACCCUAGUGGAGUCGUAGGCAACGAAGAAAGAAGAUAUCAUUGGGCAUUCCUGAUUGGACCGAAAGUAGAGAAGGGCAAAGAAGUCCCAGGGGCUCGUUACCACGUGAAGAACAGCCCUGUAGGUGGGUGCGUGUAUGAAGAGAAGGAUGUCCUGGAUGUGCGAUUGACAAAUACGUUACUUGGGCGUAUUCUCAUCGCAAAGGUGGAGAACGAACAACGUCUCGUCAAUAUUCUUCGGAAUCUUCCAGUCGUCAACGGAGACCCAAAUUGGAGAUGUCGUACCUGGAUUGCAAAAGACGGAACGCCCAAGCCAACAUACGAUCUGCUUGAAGGGAAGGAAACUGUGCCGUGA